CAGACAGGCCAGGUUAGGUAGUUUAUUUCUACAGAAUGUGAAAGGCCUUUCUCUGGAGUAUAUAAAAAUAAUUUUUUCAGAAAUGCAGGUCGGGUUCAGGGUAAGGCAAUUGUUCAAGGUUGAUUUUUGGACUCGGUGGGGAUAACAAAUUUAUUGCUGUUCUCAAAUGUAUUGCAUUUCAAAUUGCUUUGUUUGAUUCUUUUAUUUCAUCAUCAGUAAAGUGACUUUGGCUCAGAGUGUUUUAAUCUGUUCUGAACGGUGCUCAUCAAGAAAAGCCACUUGUGGUCUUGGUCUGCCACAAUACUUAAAGUGUCCCUAUACACGUGUAUAUUCAUUAUUUUAGCAUUAUGGUAUGAGACGUAUAUUUUUAUACGAGUAGGUCUAGCCACCAAGAAGGCUAGUGAAUAACGUGCACUUACCAGGUGAAAGCCUGCGUGUCUGGUUGCAUAUUAUAGAAAGUACUGAUUAAAUGUUCCGAGUUGAAAGUAAAAGUGAGACACCUUGCUUAUUGUGUGGCAAUUUUGCGGCACAAGAAGCACGGCGAGCGUUACAAUGGUAUCAAAGUACAGCACGCGCUGUUUCCGCCACAUGUAAUUCAAUAUUGAGAUGUACAAUUAGACACAGUUGUCCAUGGACAUGUUACUUAAGGGCGUGAAAAGGUCUGGUUAUGAAAUGGUUAAACGGAAUGUUUGUCUCCAGCCAGCUAUCUUGUAACCAAGGAGAGCGCCGCUGCACUGCACUACAAAACAAAAUCUAGCUAUAAACUUGGAAAAGGGACUUUUUGCAUGCUUCUUACAUAAGGUCACUUUAGUAUUUCUGAAUGUGGGCUUCGCUAUACUAUGUUUUUGCGAGGUAAAAUGUAGGUUUUACAGUUUGGCAAGACUUUGAUUUAUUUCGGUCACCGGGGAAAUGUAGAUUUACUUUAAAUUGAUGCCAGUGGGUUAGACUACUCGUUCCUACAUGCGGGCAUAAGGUAUGGCGCGUGUUAGAUGCUUUCUUUUGCCUUAUAUUUAUUUUUUAAAUCUUAAAAUCUGGUCACCAUAUGGAAAACCAUUCUCUCCGUGUAUAAUCUAAGGAAUCAUAAACAUACAGGUGGAAACAAAACGGGUAUGUAAUUUCAAGAUUUACGGUAGGUUACUUUGGAGACCUGCAGCCAUAAAAUUAAACAAUUAUCUUAUGUGUAGACUUAUUUGAAUAAAGUUAUUCAAAUCGCAAUGUCUGGAAUCGAACAAGCUACCAACUGUAGCAUCAAGCCGUUCAAAUCCAGUGAAGAGUAUCUGUAUGCAAUGAAAGAAGACUUGGCGGAGUGGUUGAAGGAUUUGUACGACGUAGACAUCGCCGUGAACAACUUUCUGCAGGUCCUCGAGACCGGCGCCGUCCUCUGCCACCACGCCAACAAUGUAACCCGCGUGGCGGCGGACUUUCUCCGCAUGUAUGGGCAACAGGCACUGAAGAUGAAGAUGCCCACAUCUGAAGUGACAUUCGUCGCUUCAGCGCAACCGUUGACUUUCUUGGCUCGGGACAACAUAUCAAAUUUUAUAAACUGGUGUCGGAAGCAUAUGGAUAUUAAAGACGUGCUGAUGUUCGAGACGGACGACCUGGUCCUGCGGAAGAACGAGAAGAACUUCGUGCUCUGCCUGCUGGAGGUGGCUCGCAGGGCGUCCCGAUUCGGCAUGGCGGCGCCGGUCCUGAUCCAGCUGGAGCAGGAGAUCGAGGAGGAGCUGCGCGAGGAGCUGGACCUGCCCCAGGAGGAGACGCCGCUGCCCAAACCGCAGCGCCGAGCGAUCGGCUUCCAGAACCUGGACGAGAUGGUCCAGCACUUGGUGAGCCACUGCACGUGCCCCUCUCAGUUCCCCAUGGUCAAAGUGUCUGAGGGGAAGUACAGAGUCGGGGAGUCCAGCACCCUCAUCUUCGUCCGGAUCUUGCGGAAUCAUGUGAUGGUGCGUGUUGGGGGUGGCUGGGACACACUGGAACAUUACCUGGACAAACACGACCCCUGUCGCUGCACCUCUAUUGCCCAUAAGCAGUCGAGGCUGGCCGGCCCCCUGCGGCCCCCCACCCCGGUGCACGAGAUCAAGGCCCGCCUAACGCCCCGGCAGGACGGCCAGGGCGGGGCCACGCUGCUGCUGCUGGGCCGAACGCAGUCCCCCCUGCCCUCCGUCACCUGGACCCCCUCGGCCCCCUCCAGAGGCCUGAAACCGGGCGCCCCACCACCCCGCUCCGCCUCCUCGCCGAGCCCCGCCUCCAGGGCGGGCCAGGAGCUCCGGCCCCCCAGUCCCAGCCGAAACAGGGAGAGGUCAGCCACGCCCCCUCGUAGGCAGCCCCCCUCAGAGGGCGGGGAUGUGUCAGUGCACAGCGCCUCCACCAGGCCAGGCAGAGACGUCACGCGCGCAUCUCCCUCCCCGCGGCUCACCAGCAGUCUGCCCCGUCCCGUCCAGCCCUCCCCUGCCUCACAGCCCGAAGCGGCACGACCCAAGACCCCCCUGGUCUUCCAGAAGGCCCCCAACCAGCUGUCCAUCCACCCACAGCCCGCCUUGGACCCCAGGCUGGCCCAGAGCUGGACCAAAUCUCAGUUCUCCUCCAAGCUGAGGCAGAGCACCAUGCCCAGUGCUAGGAGCACAGAGGCCCAAAGCAGGGGUCCCAGCCUGGGUAACACACAGGGGCAAGGAGGUCCGGGUCCCGUCAAGUUCACUGUGCCAGAGAGGUGCCGCAGCCCCAUCAAGAACGUCCGUCUGGGCCCGAAACAAGCUCCCAUGACCAGGCAGCUAGCUGAGGACCACAGGAGUCCACCAGAGGGUGCCGAAUUAAUACGCUCCUUUAGCCCAGUGAAACAAGUGAGGGAUGAGGUAUGGGGAGAACCCAGGAUUAGGCCCUUAACACCUAUCACGAAAGACCAGAGCAGUCGUGGUUCAGUGGAGCUAACAGCCCAAAGGAAACCCACCCCUGACAGCACCCAGGCAGCCCCAUUGAGCAGCACCUUGAACAGAGACUCUGAACAAAUGGGAAAACAAGGCAUGAGAAGCUCAAGACAAGACACCUCGAUGGUCCCCAUCAGCCUCUUGCAAGGCAGCAGAGCCUGCAUCAGUGUCACAGGAGCCAAAACCCAAUUAGCCAAUCCCCACAACCUUCAGGAACUCAACAGUAAAGAUGGAGGGAAGGAGGGCAGGGAACUGGAGAGAGCGUGCCUCUUCACCCCACCUCCUAUCACGCCAGCUCAGGAAGCGAGCUUGUACCAGAGCCUGGAGCAAGAAAUCCUGACCAACCUGCAGCUCCUCAGCAUGGACUCAGAUGAAAACAGCUCAGAAGGCGACCAGGAACCUGGCAGCCUGGAGACUCCUCAGAACAGGCAGGUGGACCCGUCUGGACGUUUCUCCGCUCCGCCUGCGGCUGAGCAGUCUCCCUCCAGCCGGCGGUACGCUGCUCAGGGCAUGUCCGCAUCCGAUUCCAGCGAUGCCAAUCGAGGCAGCCAUGAUGCAGGCACCAACGAGCCCUCAACGGUGAAGAGGCCAGUCAGCAGCGUGGACGUGGAAAGCUGGGUGGCCGCCCUCCCCAGGAGCUCCAGGGACACCCAACCACAAACGAGCAGGGCAGAGGCGGCCUCAGGGCCCCUGCGGGUCCCCAAACCCUGCGUGAUGAGCUCCUGGUCCUCAAUGGGCUCCAGUGUGGAGUCGAAGGAGGCUACAGGAGAUUUUAGGAGGUCUCGGGAUCCAUGCCGUGAGGUUGCCAUGGGAACCAAGAAGCCCAAAGGCGCUGUGGCCCCAGAUGCCUUCAGCACCACGUCGUCCACGGGCCCCGCCACCGAGAGCCCCGUCAAACCCAGGACCCCCUCCUUCAAGCAGAACAGGGCCCUGAAGAAGCCGGAGCGGGUGCCCUCCAUCUACAAGCUGAAGCUGCGGCCGAGAGCCCGGCCACGGCGGGACCACAGGCCCGAGAAGAAGCCCUCCAAGAUCCCCACCCCGUUGUCCUACAGGAGGGGUCAGCCUGGCCGUGACUCGCUAAGAGCCAAGAUGUCCGCCGGCAGAGAUACCGGCACUGACCAGCAGGGAUCCCAGCCCUCUGCCCUUAAACUCUGCUCCCCCGAGGGUAACCCGAGCUCCAAGGGGGAUAUGCGUACCUCUCAGCACAGCUGCAGACAGAGGGUGAAAUUCACUGGGAGGAAGCCACCAGUCCAGGAGCUGCUAGGAGACCUAGAGCAGGAGUCCUGGGUUUGAAUGCCUGCAGGCAGUCCUCAUGCAUCCUUUGAACAUUUUUGCAUCAGAAUUCCUCAGGGAAAUGCACUUAUUUCACUAAUACACACAUUUAGAAGGUGCUAGAAAUAUCUAACAAAACGCUAAAUUCAAGCUGUUAAUACUUCAAUCCUAACACAUACCAUAUAUUACUGACCUGUAAUUGCUUUCGUCAAAGUAAAUUUCCUUGGUAAUAAUUGAAGAUGACCUUUUAAAAUGGAGCGAGAACAUUUAAAGAUUGUGGAAGUCUCACUGCAGUUUACGUCCCCAUGCAUUUUUUAUGGCAUGAAAGACAGCAUGAAGGCAGCCAUUGAUCUUGCCUUCCUUGUGUAAAAAGUUUAUCCAUUUAUCACAUUUCCUAACCUUUCACUGUUACAGCAGUGGUCCGAGGAUCCUGACGGCUUUCCUCCUGACGCAGUCUUUAAAUGGUGAACCCACACGAGCACAGCUGGACGGUAGAGCAGAAUAGAAGUCCUCAGACCUUAUUAUAACUCACAGUCGGGUGUCUCUCAACUGUCAGCCAAAGUAAAAACAAGUUUCAUUUCAUGAUAACACCAAAGGUUGAGCGUCCUUUCUCUCUGUGUCUGGAUUGUUGGGGGACGUUUGUCUGUGACUGCCUGUCAAAGGCCUAUCGGAACAAAAAAAGCCGUUCGGUAUUCUCAAAACCCCCACUUAGAAGGGUCCUCUCUCUGAGAAGCACGUAUCCAAUUGGCCGGGGGGGAAAAAAUGGGCCAGUUUAAAAGACAACUGUGGACAUAGCUUCUGUCAAUACAGCACUGCAUUCAAAGGAUAAAAGGAGAAUAAUUUGAUCAGCAAUGAUUGUGUAAGGAACCACAUAGCUCUCUCCAUAAAAUUUAGUCUGAUAUCAUAUCUGGAUCAUGCCAGUUUAGACUGUGACUGACAGUCCUGCAGGGCGAUGUACUCUAGUGUCAACCCACGUGCGGGAGACUUUCAAUCAGGCCAGGAUGAUGGUGUCUCAUCGUACACCAUGGACCCCUGGUGGGCACUGCAGAUUCAUCUGCUGAGCUGCACAUGAAGUGUCUUCCUCUGACUCACAUCUGUGUGAGCCCAACUUCUGAACAGCAGCAUGAAAACAAGCAGUAGCUAUGACCCUAUCAUUUCAAGGAUAGCAUACGCUUUUCUCCACUCUCCUGAAUCUGCAACAGAGGUACCUAGAGCAUUAUUGGGCAUACCAAAUUGGGGAGAACAAAAGAAAAAUUCUAAUAAAAAAAAAAUGAAAUUUUCAAGGUGCUCAUCAGUUUGGGAUUUGAUGAGUCAUUUUGGCAGCCAUAAUUCUCAGGAGGUCCACUGGGAGCCGGAGUCUUUUUUAUUCGCAUACACACAGACAGUACCGCCAAGCGCCAGAAUCCCUGCUCGCCGAAGCGUUUCCAGUCACCUUGUGCUUUGUGAUUUUGGCUGUAGUCUGCAGGCUUAUAAAUAUCCCCUGGUAUAAUGCUGGAGAGACGGAGACUGAGCUAAAAAUAGCACCAUCAGAACUGCUGUCUGUCUCACUACACCAGCUGUGCUUGUUCAGAUAGCCGCCCCCCCACCACCCCCCCCCCCCCCCCCACGUCAUGUUUUCUCCUGUCUUCAAACUGGAAUCAGGAAUGAACCGCUACCAAUUACCAGCCUGAGAAUGCAAUGACAGCAAAGAACAACAUCCAAAUGAGAACAGUAAUCAAUUCUAUCUUGAGAACAUAACUGGGAUAUAUUUUAUUAUGAAAUGUAAUGUGAUUGAUUUUUUCCCCCCCAAAGAUUUAUUUUUGUGUUGAUUUCAGAAUGAAUAAACACAACUUGUUUUAAUUAAAAAUAUUACAAGUUUUUUUGUUUACGGUAUAUAUUGCCAUAGUGAUGAAAAGAAAAUUGGUGAUGAAAAAGUGGUGAAG
This is a messenger RNA of Anguilla rostrata (American eel), 6112 nucleotides long. Its product is annotated as GAS2-like protein 2A. Gene Ontology annotation, molecular function: microtubule binding; actin filament binding; cytoskeletal adaptor activity. The record is from RefSeq and is a predicted model, not a curated record. The transcript has 6 exons. Lineage: Eukaryota; Metazoa; Chordata; Actinopteri; Anguilliformes; Anguillidae. Gene Ontology annotation, biological process: actin crosslink formation; regulation of microtubule polymerization or depolymerization; protein localization to microtubule plus-end. Gene Ontology annotation, cellular component: cytoplasm; stress fiber; microtubule plus-end. The coding region runs from base 1215 to 4211 and encodes 998 amino acids.